AUGAGGUUGUUUCAGUUUUUUUUGCUGCUGACGAUUUACUUACACGGUGCUUUCGCUGUCAAAGAAUAUCUAUUCAAGAAAUGUGCACAAUCUGGGUUCUGUAAUAGAAAUAGACAUUUUGCUUCACAAGUUGCUGAAAAUGUUGAUUAUCAAUCUAGGUAUUCAAUUGAUGAAUCCACAUUGAAUUAUAUUGAAUCUGAUGCUUCAAUUGUUGGUGAUAUUUUCAAAACUGUUUCUGAUUCUACAAAAAUUAGAUUCCCAUUCAUUAUUAACAUUUUAGAAAAUAAUAAUAUUAGAUUAAGAAUUGAUGAAGAUCGUUCUCAAAUUAAAUUGGAAAAUAAAUUAUUGAAAAAGGAAAGAUAUAAUGAAGCUUCAAAAUAUGCAUUCAAUGGUGAACCAAAAUCAUCAACAAAUUAUAAAUUUAAUCAAAUUUCAAAUGGGAAAUUUUCAAUAGUUUAUGGUGAUAAAAAUCAAUAUGAAGCUAUAAUCUAUACUACACCUUUUAAAAUUGUUGUUAAUUAUAAUGGUGAAGAACAAUUAGUCCUUAAUGACCGUUCAUUUUUAAAUAUUGAACAUUUCAGAACAGAAGAUGAAAAUGAUGUCAAUUUAACACCUGAAGAAUCAUCAUUCAAUUCCUUCCAUGAUGAUUUCAAAGAUUCUAAAGAUGAUUCAUUAAUUUUUGGUCCUGAAUCCGUGGCAUUGGAUGUUAGUUUCAAUGGGUUUAAACAUGUUUAUGGUAUCCCAGAACAUGCUGAUACAUUAUCAUUAAAAGAUACUUCAGAAUCUGAACCAUAUCGUUUAUAUAAUGUUGAUAUCUUUGAAUAUGAAACUGAUAGUAGAUUACCAAUGUAUGGUGUUAUUCCAUUCAUGGUUGCUCAUAAAGUUGGAUUAUCUGCCGGUAUCUUUUGGGUUAAUGCUGCUGAUACUUAUGUUGAUAUUAAAAAAACUGAAAAUCAAGUUGAUAAUGUCUUGAGUUCUAAAACAGAUACUAAAACUCAUUGGAUUUCUGAAAAUGGUAUCUUGGAUAUUGUGAUCUUGAUUGGUGAAACUCCAACUGAUGUUACUAAAUCAUAUGCUUCAUUGACUGGUAAUGUUCAACUACCACAAUUAUUUUCAUUAGGAUAUCAUCAAUGUAGAUGGAAUUAUAAUGAUGAAGAAGAUGUUUUACAAAUCACUGAAAAUUUUGAUAAAUAUGAUAUUCCAUAUGAUGUUAUUUGGUUAGAUGUUGAAUAUACUGAUUCAAAAAAAUAUUUCACAUGGAAAAAGGAAUUAUUCCCAGAUCCAGAAAGAAUGUUGAAUAAAUUAGAUGAAACUGGUAGAACUCUUGUUGCAAUUAUUGAUCCACAUUUGAAAACAGAUUAUGAAGUUAGUGAUGAAGUCAUCAAGCAAGAUAUUGCCCUUAAAAAUAAUAAAGGUGAACCUUUUAAAGGUCAUUGUUGGCCAGGUGAAUCAGUUUGGUUUGAUUCUUUUAAUCCAAAAUCUCAAAAAUAUUGGGAUCAUCUAUUUAGAAAUGGUACAGGAUUAGCUGGUGAUGCUACAAAUUUCCAUAUUUGGAAUGAUAUGAAUGAACCUUCAGUCUUUUCAGGUCCUGAAACUUCAUCACCAAAAGAUUUAAUAACUUAUGGUGAUUGGGAAAUUAGAUCAGAUCAUAAUGUUUAUGGUUUAACAUUCCAUGAAGCUACAUAUGAAUCAUUAACCAAAAGAUUUGUUAAUAAGAGACCUUUCAUCUUAACAAGAGCUUAUUAUUCAGGUUCACAAAGAACUGCAUCAAUGUGGACUGGUGAUAAUAUGUCAAAAUGGGAAUAUUUAAAAAUUUCAUUACCAAUGAUUUUAACUUCAAAUGUUGUAAAUAUGCCAUUUGCAGGUGCUGAUGUUGGUGGAUUUUUUGGUAAUCCUUCAAAAGAAUUAUUAACAAGAUGGUAUCAAGCAGGUAUUUGGUAUCCAUUCUUUAGAGCUCAUGCUCAUAUUGAUUCAAGAAGACGUGAACCUUGGGUUCCUGGUGAACCUUAUACUUCACAUAUUAGAGAUGCUCUUAAAAUUCGUUAUGCAUUAUUACCAUUAAUUUAUACUAAAUUUUAUGAAUCUUCAAUAACAGGUUCUCCAGUUGUUGAUCCAUUAUUUUAUAUUACUCCUGAAAAUAUCAAAUCAUUUGAAAUUGAAGAUGAAUUUUAUUUUGGUGGGUUAUUAGUUAAACCUGUUACUGAUGAAGGUGCAGAAUCUGUGGAAAUUUAUAUUCCAGAUGAUGAAAUUCAUUAUGAUUAUGAAACAUAUCAAACUUAUCAAGGUGAAGGUGAUCAUCAUAUCGAGGCACCAUUAGGUAAAAUCCCAAUUUUAAUUAGAGGUGGUACUAUAACACCAAGAAAAGAUAGAGUUCGUAGAUCUUCAAAAUUGAUGAAAUAUGAUCCAUAUACACUUGUUGUUGCUUUAGAUUCUAAAGGUGAUGCUAAAGGUACAUUAUAUAUUGAUGAUGGUGAAACUUUUGAUUAUGAAAAUGGUGAUUACUUAUAUAUAAAUUUUGAAGUUUCAAAUAAUGAAAUUAAAUCUAAUGUUAAUAGUGGUUCAUUAAAUGCUUCAAAUAAAGUUGAAAAAAUCAUUAUUAUUGGAAGUUCUACUGGUGGAAUUGGUAAUGAAGCCACUGUUUCUCAAGGAUCUGAAUGGACUACAAGUAUCAUUUCUGGUGAAAAUCAUGCUGUUAUUAAAUCACCAGGUGUUAAAUUGAAUGAAAAUUGGUCCAUUAAGUUUUAA
Molecule: messenger RNA, 2745 nt
Organism: Hansenula ciferrii
Lineage: Eukaryota; Fungi; Ascomycota; Saccharomycetes; Phaffomycetales; Wickerhamomycetaceae
Gene: ROT2
Product: glucan 1,3-alpha-glucosidase ROT2
Exons: 1
Coding region: 1-2745 (914 amino acids)
Biological process (GO): carbohydrate metabolic process; N-glycan processing
Cellular component (GO): glucosidase II complex
Molecular function (GO): alpha-glucosidase activity; carbohydrate binding
Source: RefSeq, a predicted model, not a curated record